Messenger RNA from Nematolebias whitei (Rio pearlfish), 589 nucleotides. Its product is annotated as cartilage intermediate layer protein 1. NCBI's taxonomy places the organism in Eukaryota, Metazoa, Chordata, Actinopteri, Cyprinodontiformes, Rivulidae. The transcript has 6 exons. Bases 80 to 448 code for a protein of 122 amino acids. The record is from RefSeq and is a predicted model, not a curated record.
AUAAAAAUCAGAAGACGAAUGCUUCCAGCUGUGGAGUCAUCACUGGUUUUCUAAGUUAACUUAACAGUUUUCUGCAAAAAUGAUCAACCAGAUUAGUUUUGGCAUUGCAGUGGUCCUUCUUGGAUAUGUGGGAGCCUCCACAUAUGAAGGUGUUCCAGGUUGCUGGACUAACUGGUAUAAUCGAGACACCCCUAAAGGAGCUGGUGACUUUGAGACUUUGAGUGAACUAAGGAAAAUGUACCCAGCAGAAAUUUGUAUCCACCCCCUCAGAAUUGAGGCUGUCACUACUACAGGGAUCCCAGCUGAGAAAACUGGGCAAAAACUGUCUGUAUACUCUGUGAAAGAAGGCUUGAUUUGCCUCAAUCAGAACCAGAAAUCUGGCACCUGCUUGGACUAUAAAAUUCGCUUUGAGUGUAUAUGUCAUCUACAUUGUCUUGAUGCCUGCUAAUGACCUGAUAACUGGAUGCGUGGAUGUUGUUGACAUAAUCUGCCUUGUUUAUAUCGAACUUUUCUUGAUCAUUAAUGUCAUUACAAUCUGAGAAGGUGUGGUGGUGAUGGAAUUGUUGGAAAUGAAAGGUGUAAUAAAAUG